This is a messenger RNA of Salpingoeca rosetta, 5699 nucleotides long. RefSeq lists its product as uncharacterized. The record is from RefSeq and is a predicted model, not a curated record. Gene Ontology annotation, molecular function: protein binding. The coding region runs from base 19 to 5247 and encodes 1742 amino acids. The transcript has 40 exons. NCBI's taxonomy places the organism in Eukaryota, Choanoflagellata, Craspedida, Salpingoecidae.
CGCACACAUAGCACGGCGAUGUUGGCGAUGGCGUUCUCUGCGUGUGGCAGCGGCAGUCGGCCGUCAGCACGGCUGGCCGUGGUGCUUCUGGGGCUGCUCGCCCUGGCGAUCAACGUCCAGCCAGCUGCGGGUCAAGUUUACAUCCCACAAGUGAACAACGACCUUGGGCAGACGUCCCGCGUGAGCGUCCACAGCAACUUCUGGCAGUCCUUCAAAGUGCACAGGGAUGGCCGUGUUGGGCGCGUGCUCCUGCGCCUGGGCGCACUGUAUUACGGCUUCACAGCAACCGUGAAAUUCCGGGAAGGAGAGGGUGGAACGGUGCUGGACACCGCUGAAGUGUACCUUGCGGGGUUGAAUAACAACGAUCCUGUCCCUCGCACCAGCUUCUACAUGGCCACAAAGCCGCAAGUGUAUGCUGGACGCACUUAUUCUGUCAGCAUUGACUGCAGCGGGUACGGCUGUGGUGCCGUGUACUCAACCAGCAACCCAUACACAGAGGGCAUGAUCAGGGAACGCUCUGGUCAAAGAUAUGACGACAUCGACUUCCGCGUCGAUUUCGUGUAUGACUUCUGCUCCGACCCGCUGUACACGCCAACUGGGGGCUCGUGCACGUAUCUCACCGUCUGCCCCGCAGGCCAAUACGCAGCCACGCUCGCAACCACAACCACCGACAGGGUGUGCGGCCCGUGCGAGGACGGCACGUUUACGGAUGCGCCAAACCAGGCCGAGUGCAGCACACCAACGCCGUGCACCGCAUCCCAGUUCCAAACAGCAGAGCCAACCAUCAUAUCAGACCGCCAGUGUCAGGAAGCGAGCACGUGCGAUCCAGACACAGAGUACAAGACGGCAAACCACACCGCGACCGAAGACACGGCUUGCACGGCGCUGACGGUGUGCGGGUCCUCCCGCUACGAGACAGUGGCUGCCACGCCAACAUCGGACCGCGUGUGCAUUGACAAGACAACAUGUGACCCACAGUUUGCGUAUGAGACGCAUCCCGGCACGGCCACGACUGAUCGCGAGUGCUCUCCCCUCACCAUCUGCGCUAUCGGCGAAUACCAGAGUGUGUCGCCAACAGCCACGACAGACCGCAACUGCAGCACCUGUCUUCCUGAAACAUACAAGACGGUGACGGGGCCCGCGUCGUGUGCGCCGUGCCUCCAGUGCGAGACUGACGAGUACGCAUCUGUCGAGUGCACCCCGUCAACAGCGCGCGUGUGCGCCGACUGCUUUGGCGAAUGCUCCGACGGUUUCCACGUCAACGGAGAGUGCACGAGCAGCGGUACGCGCAUCUGCGAGCCCUGCUUGACGGCCGACGACUGCGACACGGGCUACUUCCUUAGCGGAGACUGCGAACCGCCGAGUCUCCAGGGCCCCGUGUGCAAAAAGUGCCACGAGUCGUGCGCUUCGUGUACCGAUGACGCAGCCACAUCCUGCCUCACGUGCAUCCCCGGCUACGCCUACCACAACGAUACAAUGCGCUGCGUGUCAGAUUGCGGUCCAUCUCUCUUUGAAGGCGACGGCAUCUGCCGUGCCUGCAGCGGCGCGUGUGGCGAUGACUGUGUUGGCGCUGGCGAUGAUGACUGCCGCACUUGCAACAACCCGGCGCACGGCGUGACAAAUCUGCCAACGCAGGACCAAACGUGGCUGUUUGUGACGGACAAGGCAACCGCUGCCGGCCGCUGCGUCAGCAACUGCCCAGACGACCACUUCCUUGACGAGACAGCAGGAAUGUGUCGUCCAUGCAAAGUGUGCAAACCCGGCACGUUCAUCAGUGCAAGCUGCACCGCUUUCGAGGAUGCGGAGUGUUCUCCCUGCACCCUCGACGUCACCUUCUCAGACAUGAACAACACCCGCUCGUGCAUCGCCGUGUCCCCGUGUGGGAUCGGCGAGGAGACGGCCGCUGCGCCGACAACAUCAAGCGACCGCGCGUGUGCUCCCUGCGAGGCUGAGACGUACCAGGACAUGCCCGAGCAGGAGGAGUGCAAGCCUGUGAGCGUGUGUGCUCAGGGAGAAGAGUUUGUGUCGCAGGCAGCAACAACCUCAACAGAUGUGCAGUGCUCGCCUAUCACAGCGUGCAAGGCAGCCGAGUACCAGCAGCAGGCGCCGACAUACACCUCUGACCGCGUGUGCGGACGCAUCUCUGUGUGCGAUCCCGGAACAUACGAGCUCAAGCCCCCAACAGCGGUGUCGGAUCGCGUGUGCGUGCCCUGCCCGGCAGACACAUACCAGGACGGGCCAGGUGCCACGUCGUGCAAGCCUGUGCGCAGGUGCACUGCGUCCCAGUUCCAGCUGCGCAACUACACGGCAACAGCAGACCGCGUGUGUUCAGCCAUCAGCACGUGCGGUGCCGGCGAGUGGGAGUUCUCCGUGCCAACAGCCACCUCCGACCGCGUGUGCACGGAUGCCGUCCAGUACUGUGCCGUGUACCCGCCAAACACAGAUCAGGAGUGCGUGCGUUGCAACCCUGGGUACCACCUGACCGCCGCGGACACGUGCACCGCUUGCUCCCCCGGGUUCACCUGCGAUGGCCUCAUCACCACGCCCUGCCCGCGCGGGCACUACCAGGACAAGAGCGCACAGACGACUUGCAAGCCGUGUCCCCCUGGCAGCAUCACCAGCGGCGCGGGUCAGCCCGUGUGUGCGGCGUGUGUGGGCGCCACGUAUCAGCCAUUGCCGGGCAAGUCGUCAUGCAACCCCAUGCUGACUGGGCACUACGGCGUUCGCAACGAGACGUUUGCUUCGCUCUUCACCGCGUUUGACGUGGGCUACAUUGCCCAGGAGCCGUGUGCUGCGGGCUCCGAGUGCGUUGAUGGCGUGGAUUUGCUGUGUGUGCCCGGCACGUACAGCACGGGCGGCGCGGCUGCGUGCAGCCCCUGCGGUCCAACGGGGUUCUCGCCCGUGUCCGGGUCCACCUCAUGCUUCAACAUCUCCGAGGGCUGGUACGGCGACGGCCCCUCUGCGAACGUGUUCAGCAUGAUCCAGCCAUGCCACACGGGCCACUACUGUCGUGGCGGUGUGGAACACCCGUGCCCUCGCGGCACGUACCAGCCGCUGACAACCCAGGGCGCGUGCACGCCGUGUGGCGCAAACGCUUUCAACCCAAACACGGGCAGCGCUUCUGUGGCCGCGUGCCGUGCCAUUGAUGGAGGGUUUUACGGCACUGGUGAGGAUGAUGCGCAUCCUGGUCAGAUGCCGUGUCCUCCAGGUCACCAGUGUGUGGGCGGUGUUCGGUAUGCGUGUGCUGCCGGCACGUACCAGCCGCUCGCAGCGAAGACGUCUUGUCUCCAGUGCGACGCGUCGUGUCAGCUGGGAGAAGUGGUUGACACCGCGCGUGUGUGCGACGCCGUGUCUGGCGUUGCCGCAUGCAUCGAUGUGUCGCCACCAACCAUCACCCUGCGUGGCAGCCCGUCCGUGCGGGUGCGGGUUGGGCAGACGUUCGAUGACCCCGGUGCGACGUGCUUUGACACGCGCGACGGCACGCUCGCCUCAAACCGCACCACGCCGCUGCUAGCCGCUGUCGGCACAUACACUCUGACAUACAUGUGCGUGGACGCUGCUGGCCUGGAGGCCGAGACGACGCGCAGUGUGACGGUCUAUGACGAUGUCCCACCGGUGGUGGUGCUGAGGGGUGGUGCCACCAUCAAGAUCAUCCAAUUCGAUGACUACGUUGAGCCAGGCGCAAACGUGACAGACAACGCAGACCCCAACGUCAAGCUUGAGUCGUCUGGUGAUGUGGAUGCAUCCACACCCGGCACGUACACCAUCACCUUCCGCGCCGCAGAUACAUAUGGGAACGAGGCCUCGCCCGUCGUUCGCACCGUCAUUGUCCUCGACAUUGAUACUGAGACCACGGCGCAGCUGGCUGCAAACGACGCGUACAGCACGACGCUGAAGAGCACAGGGGACCGCUUGCUGGCCGAGCGCGCAGCACGACGCGCGUAUCUCCAGAACAACGGCGGCCAGGACCUCGAUGUCGUCGUCCAGGCUGCUGAGAGCCACUACACGUCGCAGCAGAGCAGUUCGUCCGACAGCACGAGCGCGGCGUCCACGACGAUUAUCGCCAUUGGCGCCGCGGCCGGCGUCGUCGUCAUUGCCCUGAUCGUCGUCAUCUUCGUCAUCCGCAGCAACAGCAAACACGCGCGUGUGACCAACAUGUCCAUGCCAUAUGCCAACCCUGCCUUUGAUGCGGCCGGUGGCUACGACAACCGCACGAUGAUGGUCAACACGGCCGAGUUUAUGAAGCAACAGCGCGGUGCGCGUGCCAUGCCGCCGCCACCAGACUACCAGCCGUCGUCCUCUGUCUACUAUUCGUCCGUGAAUGAACCCGACAACACGUACGAUUACGCCAAUCCCGCGUUGAGCCGUGCUGCAGCGAGUGCAGGAGACACAGCCGUCUACGGGUUUGCCGACGACACAACUGGCAACACCAGCACCAAGGCCUCAAAGGGCCUGCCUUCCAACGACGCAUCCCGGGCGGACGAGGGCGAGCGCUACGAGGCGCCCGUCGCCUCCUUCAAGCGAAAACAAUCAGCGCUUCCACCCAGCGUCGACGCUGACCCGAACCUGCAAGUGUACGGCGGGUCGGAGGCGCUCCCAGACAUGGCCGUGUACGGGGAGGCAAACACAGACUCGCACGAUGACGACGGUGAUGACGACUACGCGGCUGUCACCGAUCCUGAUGUGACCGCGAAGGACACGGGGGUGGACCACGCGUACGACACCAUUGAGCAGGAGGGACAGGCGCAGUCUGUGGCGACGAUGCUGGCAUCGACCGAUGCGACUGACACCGUACCGGCUGCUGCUGUGGAUAUGGAGGAUUACACGGACACUGUCACCAAGGAGGGUGACUACGAUGUGGCCCUCAUCUCACAGCAAGAGUACGGUCGCACGCAGCCACUGACGAAGGAAGUCCACGAGCAGGUGACGAAGACAAUGAGCACGUGGUUCCAGCCGCGUCUCUCGCGUGACGAGGCCCGUGCCCUUCUGUCCUCUCGACCGAUUGGCACAUUUGUUGUGCGCAAGAGCAGCCGCGCCGGCAGCUACGCCAUCAGCGUCAAGGCAAAGGAGAACAAGAUUUGGAACGGCCUGAUUGACCCGUGCGAGGAAGGAUACACCUUCAACAACCGCUCCCGCGUGUUCUCCACCGUCGCAGACGUGAUUGUGUACUGUCACGACGAGGCAAAAGCCAAGAAGAUGGGGCUUCCCCUUGGUCUUGUUCUCCCAGAAGGCGAUUACGAUUGCUGAAUGACGUGGUGACAGGCGUCUUGUUUUGACGCCAUCUCCACUCGGCACACCUCUCAUGGUGCUGUCACUGUUGGCCCCGCGUGCCUACGCCUUUCUUUGCUUGCGUGGCUGUUUCUUUCGUGUUCGUUCAGCUUUCGCCAUCAACCCGUUUCUGCGUUGACCUGGUUUGCUUUCUUGCGUUUGCGUUUCUUCCUUCUUGUUGCCUCUGGGUUCUUUUCUUUUCGUGAUGGAUGACAGCAAUGCCGUGCUUUUCCCUCCUCCGGCUCCUCGUGAUGGCAUGUAAUGCUUUCCUUUCCUUCGUUUGUGCUGCUCUUUCGUUCUUUCUUCCUUUUUCGUUUGCUCCUCUUUGACAGCUUUUUCGCUUCCUUGUUCGCGUUACAUGACGAGCGUUUGACGGUUUCCUCUUGCGUCGGUCCUUCCGGCGAUGCCAGUUCUAAACAAAUCUCAUCCGG